GGAAGUGUAGUUUUUCACUCUCAGGUAAACAUGGCGGCAGCGACCACAGCACCAUCUGUCCCUGAGGAAACACCUAAGUCAUCACAGCCACCGUUUGUGCCUUUUGACUUCUCUCAGCCGCCGAUCAUCGAGGGAUUCAACCCGCUGCCGAGAGCCAAAGAUGAGACCUUCAAAGAGAAGUUCAUGAGGAAAACAAAGGAGAACCCGUUCGUCCCUAUAGGUUGUUUGGCAACAGCAGGAGCGCUGAUUUAUGGCCUCCGUGCCUUCAAUCAAGGGAAAACCAGACAGUCCCAGCUGUUGAUGAGGGGGCGUAUCUUUGCUCAAGGCUUCACUGUAGUUGCCAUUAUUUUUGGUGUCCUUACCACGGCUGUGAAACCCAAGCAAUGAAGACGGACCAAACCCAUACCUCUGCCACCACCCAGUGAACUCGGAAUCAGACCAGAUCCAACUUGGAAUUAGACUGAUGUUACUAUCUGAAUGACCUGAAUCAUUUAUUAGGUUCACAGCAUUGUUCAGAUGUCAAUACCAACACUAUUUAUUGUUGUUUGAAAACUGUGAAUUGCUCAUGGUUAUAAAAUAAUUAGCCUCAGGCUAGCACUAUGGAACAACACAGUAUAAUCGGCUCCUGACAAGAGCAAGCUGGAUUUAACUUUUAUUAUGCUAUAUGAGUAUUAAAGCAAAAUGCUGAUAAAUAUAAAUGAUAUCCUCCUUAUUCUUCUGGGAAGUUAGAUGUCAAAUGUACACAUGUAUUGCCAGUGAAAUGAUUAACAUAAAACCUGAUUAUACAUUUAA
Sebastes umbrosus (honeycomb rockfish) is the source of this 792-nucleotide messenger RNA. RefSeq names its product HIG1 hypoxia inducible domain family, member 2A (gene higd2a). Gene Ontology annotation, biological process: mitochondrial respirasome assembly. NCBI's taxonomy places the organism in Eukaryota, Metazoa, Chordata, Actinopteri, Perciformes, Sebastidae. The transcript has 2 exons. Gene Ontology annotation, cellular component: mitochondrion. The record is from RefSeq and is a predicted model, not a curated record. Bases 31 to 387 code for a protein of 118 amino acids.